Messenger RNA from Penicillium subrubescens, 1029 nucleotides. Its product is annotated as NAD(P)-binding protein. Lineage: Eukaryota; Fungi; Ascomycota; Eurotiomycetes; Eurotiales; Aspergillaceae. Bases 1 to 1029 code for a protein of 342 amino acids. The transcript is spliced from 4 exons. The record is from RefSeq and is a predicted model, not a curated record. Gene Ontology annotation, molecular function: oxidoreductase activity, acting on the CH-OH group of donors, NAD or NADP as acceptor.
AUGCCUCAUACUCUUGUUACGGGUGCCAACUCCUUUGUUGCAGCACAUAUCAUCAGUGCAUUGAUUGCUUCCGGUCACUCGGUGACUGGAAGUGUGCGACGUGCCGCCGCUGGCGAGGAAGUCCUCGAGUGGCAUCCAGAGUGGAAUGAGAAGUUUGAAUAUGUGGUCAUCAGUGACUACGCGGACUCUGGUGUUUGGGAUGAAAUUUUCAAGACAAAUAAGUUCGACCAUAUUGUCCAUGUCGCAGCACCCAUGGUAGAUGACCAAAGCAAUACCGACUAUGACAAGAACUGGCUCUACCCUGCUGUGGAAGGCGGCGGCGCAUGCACCGACUCUCAAAUCGAUCGCAUUAGUGGCAGCAUCAAUGCUCUCACUAUGGGCAGCCCGGAAGAAAAUGCAUCAACUAUUUAUGUUAACGAAUUUUGGAAUCCGAUAACACCGGAGAAAGCGCGUGAAGCGCAGAAUGCUUAUCUCUCCUAUUGCAGCAGUAAGAAAGAAGCUGAGAAGGCAGUGUGGGACUUUGUCAGCUCUUCUUCUCCCCACUUCAGUGUGACGGUCUUACUGCCUGCUCUAAUUUUCGGCCCACCAAUCCAGCCGGUGCGCGGCAUUAACGGAUUGGGCUAUUCCAGCAAUGUUUUCCACAGCCUUUGGAAUAACACCUACUCGGAAGUACCCCCAACCACAUUCCCGAGCUACAUUGAUGUACGCGAUCUGGCUGCCGCCCAUCUGCGGGCGCUUUCCAACCCCGAGGCUGCAAACAGGCGCUUCCUCCUCGGGGGCGAAAAACUCACAUACACAGACAUCGUCAAGACUCUCGCGGAACUUUCUCAAUCUGAUAUCCCGCAGCUAGAGGGCCGAUUGCCCGCUGAGAGUGGCGAGGACGAAAAUGUUGUGUUUGCUAGGAUUGAUGUAGCGGAAGGGAACAGAAUUUUGGGUCUUGAGGGCAAGCUACGAUCGAAGAAAACAACCUUUGGAGAUGCCGCAAAGAGAAUCCUCGAACUGGAACAAAAGUUCCAGGCCAGCAAGUAA